Messenger RNA from Sorex araneus (European shrew), 1088 nucleotides. It is a transcript of the gene SPACA9, whose product is annotated as sperm acrosome associated 9. The transcript has 5 exons. NCBI's taxonomy places the organism in Eukaryota, Metazoa, Chordata, Mammalia, Eulipotyphla, Soricidae. Bases 239 to 895 code for a protein of 218 amino acids. The record is from RefSeq and is a predicted model, not a curated record. Gene Ontology annotation, cellular component: ciliary base; acrosomal vesicle; sperm flagellum.
GGGGUGGGCGCGGGGGGCGGCCCGGGCCCCUCGAGCCGGCUCCAGCCCCGCCCGGGCGAGGCGCGGGUUGCCACGCAAACAAUCGCCGCCCCGCCCCCGGGCGCCAGACCCCGCCGGGCACCGAGGCCUCGGGCCGCGCCGCGCAGGACGGGCCAGCUCUGGGUCUGGCAGCAUCUGGGAUCCAAGGCUCUUCAAGGGAAAGCAAACUGCCCUGCUUUACAGCCGCGCCCCUGCGAGGAUGAACCAGCUGAAGGAGGCCCUGCGCGCCGUGGAGCAGCGGUACCGGCUCUUCCAGCAGCAGCAGUUCACCUUCAUCGCGGCCCUGGAGCACUGUCGCGAGCACGCCCACGACAAGAUCCGGCCCGUCUCCACCAUCGCGCAGGUGCAGACCUACAUGGAGCACCACUGCAGCAGCUCCACCUACCGCCGUGUCCUCUGCCUGUUCCUGGACAUCUGCGCGGAGCUCGCCAGGCUCUGCCGGCACCUGGAGGGCCUGCACGCGGGCACACCGGUCACCAGCAACAUCCUGGACAAGUGCAAGACGCUCGUCAGCCCGAGCCACGACCUCAGCAGCCUCCGCGCCAAGUACCCGCACGACGUGGUGAACCACCUGAGCUGCAACGAAGCCAAGAACCACUACGGUGGCGUGGUGAGCCUCAUCCCGCUGGCGCUGGACCUGAUGAAGGAGUGGGUGGCGCACUCGGAGAAGCUGCCGCGCAGGGCCCUGACGCACGUGAGUGAGUCCCAGCUGUACCAGGAUGCCGGCUACCCGCGCCCGCCCGCCCACCCCCAGCCCGGCGCCGGGCUCCCGUGCGGGCUCCGCAUCAGAGACGAGCUUAGGGGGAAGAAGCAGAGCACGCGGCCUCCCUGGAGACCACCCGGCAGGGGCCUGUAGCCCCCUCUGGCCGGCCCUGGCCCCGGUCUGGGGGGCAAGGCAGGCCCACCCACCUUCCAGGACGGCACCUUGGCCGGCGUUGGCGAGCCCGCGCCCCCGGCUAACUGUCGCUCUUUCCUCCGCAGGGGGCGGCUUAGCUUCUGUACCCUUUGCUUCCCGGGGCGGCAGGCAAGAAUAAAGCGUUCCCCCGCCC